CUGUUUGUAUAGUUUUGUUUGAAGUGAUCUUCUGCAGCUUGCAAGGCGGAUGGCAGCAGUUCAUGAAAACGAACAGGAAUCACCAUAGAUAAAUGUACAUCAUAUAAAUUGUCGUUGCUUCUUCUAGAUUUUCUUUCAUGACUUUAUGCAUCAGUGGAACAAUGCUAGGCCAUCACUAUCCCAACGUGGAAAAGUCACAACAACUGGUCAGCUAUGUGGAGGAUUAUUUGGAAUGUGUGGAGUCUCUGCCUCUGGACAUACAAAGAAAUGUUUCUCUUUUACGAGAAAUUGAUUCCAGGUAUCAAGAGGUGCUGAAGGAGGUGGAUGAUGUGUUUGAGAGGUACCAGGGCGAGCAGGACGCUGCCCAGCGCAAGCGGCUUCAGACCCAGCUGCAGCGGGCCCUCAUCACCAGCCAGGAGCUGGGCGACGAGAAGAUCCACGUGGUCACGCAGAUGACGGAGCUGGUGGAGAACCGCUCCCGCCAGAUGGACUCCCACUCCCUGUGCCUGCAGGAGCCCUGCGAAAGCGAGCGGGUUGUGGCCGAGAGGCGCUCUGGAUCGGUGCCGGAGGCCCCGCCCCCAGAGCGCUCGUCCACGCGCCGUCCGCGGCGCCAGCGCAACAGCGAGAGCCGCGACUCGUGCCACGCUUCAGCCAACGGCUCGCUGGCGGAUGACCCCGGAGAGGAGCCGCCGCUGUCUCAGCCGCGGGAGAAGAGGUCCAAGUCGGCCAAGAAGAAGAAACGCAAGGCGGCCAAGCAGGAGCGGGACGCCUCGCCGGUGGAGUUCGCCAUCGACCCCAACGAGCCCACCUACUGCCUUUGCGAGCAGGUGUCGUACGGCGAGAUGAUCGGCUGCGACAACGAUCAGUGCCCGAUCGAGUGGUUCCACUUUACCUGUGUGGGGCUGACCUACAAGCCCAAGGGGAAAUGGUACUGUCCCAAAUGCAGGGGGGACAACGAAAAGACGAUGGACAAAAGCCUGGACAGGAACAAAAAGGACAGGAGGUCGAGGUAGGGGAAAGGUGGUCCCUCUCUUCCCUAGAAUAUCUUGACAAGUGGGACUAGUGGACUGUUGAGACAGUUGGCUGCAAGUUGUGAGAGCACAAUCCAACAAUAUCUGUAGCAGUACAUAAUACAAGGACCUGCCAUUAAAAUGGUGCUUUUACCCUUCUGACAAGACACUGAUGCCCAUAUAGCAAAUUAUGGGAGACAGAUGUUGCUGUACAAAUCAUCCGCCUUUUGUUUAAAGUUUUUCUAAAAAUGUUCUUUUAAGACAUUUCACUUUCUUCUCCCCACAUGACAGAACAGAAUGAAAGUAUCUCAAGCUUUUGAAUCACCAUCCUCUUUGACUACUUAUUUGAUACAAGGUCUAUUGGAAUAAUGUUGUCUCUCUUUGUUGAAAUAAAAUAUUAUGUUUGGAGUCUUAUUUCCCAUGA
This is a messenger RNA of Osmerus eperlanus (European smelt), 1434 nucleotides long. It is a transcript of the gene ing2, whose product is annotated as inhibitor of growth family, member 2. Bases 138 to 1013 code for a protein of 291 amino acids. Gene Ontology annotation, cellular component: nucleus. The transcript is spliced from 2 exons. The record is from RefSeq and is a predicted model, not a curated record. Lineage: Eukaryota; Metazoa; Chordata; Actinopteri; Osmeriformes; Osmeridae. Gene Ontology annotation, biological process: positive regulation of DNA-templated transcription.